This is a messenger RNA of Paramecium pentaurelia, 1150 nucleotides long. The record is from the annotation of a GenBank genome assembly. Lineage: Eukaryota; Ciliophora; Oligohymenophorea; Peniculida; Parameciidae.
AUGAAUUUUCACAUCAAAGUGACAAUUAACAACACUUUAUGUCAUCUUACUAUUGACAAUGAUAAUAACUUGAUAAUCAUGAAUUAAAUUCAAUUGAUGACAUUUCCUUUAAAUUUAGAUUCAAAUAUAGUAUGGAGAUAAGAGAAAAACUUAUUGAAAGGCUUUGAAAUAAAUGGGAUUUUGUUUUAGGGUGAUCAUCAUGAUCUUUGGAAUCUCAAAUUAAUCUUAGGCCGAUUAGUAAUCUUUAAAAGAAUCAGUAACAUGUACAACUUUCUCACCACACUAGGGAAGGGCAAUUAUUCAUAAGUAUGUUUGCUUCAGUGUAAAAUAACAAACAAAUUAUAUGCUGUUAAAUGUAUGAAAAAAGAGAGUGAAGAUGUUAUAAAAGACAUCAAGAGAGAAAUUUUGAUUUGGUCUAUGUUACAACAUAAAAAUGUUGCUAGAUUUUAUGAAGUCUAUGAAAGUACAAAUACUAUUUAUAUUGUUAUGGAAAAACUCAAUAAAUUAAGGAAUGAUUAUGAUCAUGAAGAAAUUAAACUAAUUAUGAAAGUAUGUUGAAUAUUAAUUAAUUAUUUAGGAUAUUCUGGAAGGUGUUAAUUAUAUUCAUUCUAAAAAUAUUAUACAUCGAGAUUUAAAAAUAGAUAAUAUUUUGAUUGAUGAUGACAAUUCAAUUAAAAUUAUUGAUUUUGGUUUAGCAUGUCAAUUUAUAAACAUUGAAUCCAAAAAUAUAAGUUGUGGCACUCCGGGUUACAUAGCUCCAGAAGUUCUUAUGAAUAAACCAUUUGAUUAUAAAUCUGAUAUCUUCAGUAUCGGAGUUGUAAUGUAUUAACUUUACUUUAAUAAACAUUUAUUCCAAGCUGAUUAAGUAGUUGAUAUCCUUAAACUCAAUAAGAAAUUCACAAUAUCUCGAUUAUCUGUUUUGAAUAUACCAGAUUGUGGUUAUCAAUUGUUAAGAAGUUUAUUAAAUCAUAAUCCAUAAUAAAGAAUAACAGCCUCCCAAGCCCUCUCGCAUUGGUAUAUGAAUUCAAUUAAGGAGGAUCAUUUUAUCAAAGUUCCAAGAAAUCCAAAUCCUAAAUUUAAAGAUCACCUCUAAACAUGCAUAGUAAUGUGUUCGAAAACUACUAUAACUUCAUGUAAUAAAAUAUAUUGA